AUGACCAUCGAAAUCGCCAUCAUCGGCAGCGGCCUCAUCGGCACGCUGCUCGCGCUGGGCCUCCUGAACCGCGACUCCCCGCACCUCCGCAUCCAGGUCUACGAGCAGGCGGCGUGCCAUCGCGAGCUGGGCGCGGGGAUCGGCUUCACGCGGGCGGCGCGCCACUGUAUGAUGCGGCUGGACCCGCGGCUGGACGAGUGUCUGCGCGCCGUGGCGACGGAGAACGGCGAGCCCGACGACCCGGACUACAACAUGCGGUUCGUGGACGGCUACCACACGUACGUGGACGACGACAACGACCAGCCCGUGGGCAUCGAGGGGAAGGUCUACAAGCUGUAUGCGGGGCCACGGGGGUUCGAAGGGUGCCACCGCGCGCAGUUCCUGGAGGAGAUCAUGAAGCUGAUGCCCGAGAGGGUGGUGCAGUUCGGCAAACGGCUGGAGAGGUACGAGUAUCUGGAGUCUGGGAGGAUCCAGCUGGUGUUUGGGGAUGGGAGUGUGAGGGAGGUCGAUGGAGUCAUCGGCUGCGACGGCAUCAAAUCGCGCGUGCGCGACCUCAUGUUCCCCAACGCCGACCACCGGCCCCGCUACGCGCACCAGCUCGCCUACCGCGGCCUCAUCCCGAUGGACCAGGCCAUCGCCCAUCUGGGCCGCCACCGCGCCCUCCUCCAGCACAUGCACUGCGGGCCUCACGCCCACGUCCUGCACUUCCCCGUCGCCAACCAGAAGCUGCUGAAUGUGGUCGCGUUUGUCCCGGACCCCAAUGACUGGGACGUGCCACCCACCCCCACAACCCCCAAAGCCCACCUCCUUCACACCUUCAAAGACUGGACCCCCUUCCUCCGCACCCUCCUCACCCUCUUACCACCCACACUAACCCAAUGGCCGAUCUUCGACCUCUACAACCACCCGCCACCCACCUACGUGAUCUCCCGCGUCUGCCUCGUCGGCGACGCGGCGCACGCCGCAUCCCCGCACCACGGGGCCGGGGCGGGGGUGGGGGUGGAGGACGCCCUAGCGCUAGUUACCGCCCUGACGUGCGCGGAGGCCGACAUCCUCUCGGGCAAGCUGACGACGCCGCAGGCGCUGGAGGUGGCGUUCAAGGCGUACUCGGAUGUGCGGUAUAAGCGGUCGCAGUGGGUUAUGCGGAGUAGUCGGGAGGUGUGUCGGGCGUACGAGUGGGAGCUGUUCGAGGGGCAGGAGGGGGCCGGUGGGGAGGUGACGGCGGAGACGGGGAUGAUGGGCCGGGUGUUUGAGGAGAUCCGGCGGCGGACGAUGACGGUGUGGGGGUUGGAUGUCGAGGGGAUGGUCGGCGAGGUGCAGGGCCAGUAUUGGCGCGGGACGUGGGGGUAUUCUUGUUUUUGA
Aspergillus fijiensis CBS 313.89 is the source of this 1362-nucleotide messenger RNA. RefSeq names its product FAD/NAD(P)-binding domain-containing protein. Gene Ontology annotation, molecular function: FAD binding. The transcript has 3 exons. Gene Ontology annotation, biological process: secondary metabolite biosynthetic process. The coding region runs from base 1 to 1362 and encodes 453 amino acids. The record is from RefSeq and is a predicted model, not a curated record. NCBI's taxonomy places the organism in Eukaryota, Fungi, Ascomycota, Eurotiomycetes, Eurotiales, Aspergillaceae.